GAGUUGGGUGAGAGGAGAAUAUUGGGAAUUGGCUGAGGAGUUGGGUGAGGGGAGAAUAUCUCCUUCUGUGACCACUACUUUCCCUCCUCCGUAAACAUUCUCUGGAUCACUCUCUCCUACUUUUGCCUCCCAUAAACGAUCUCUCUCUCUAAAACAUUGGAAUUGGGCACAGCAGCAGCUGCCCCUGUAUGGCACCGCUGGCUCCUGCACUGGCGAGCAUAGGCGCGGGCACGCUUGAGGUGAUGGGCGCGCGCAGCUCCCUUCUCUCCUCUUUCCAAAGCCUCAGAAAACCCUACGGACCUUUUCCUCUCAUCUGCGCAAACAGGCACCUGGAGACCAUCUUUGCCGCCUUCUUCCGCUCGCUUCCCCAUAUUGUAUACAGGCGCGAGUGCCUCCGCACAAGCGACGGGGGCAGCAUUGCCCUCGACUGGCCCGCGGGCGACCGCGACAAGCUUCCAUUGGAUGCUCCACUCCUCAUCCUCUUGCCAGGUCUGACAGGAGGGAGUGAGGAUACUUAUGUAAGGCACAUGCUUUUACGGGCCAGGAAAAAAGGAUGGCGAGUUGUCGUAUUUAAUAGUCGUGGUUGUGCUGAUAGCCCAGUCACUUCACCUAAGUUUUACUCAGCUUCAUUUACAGAAGAUCUUCGUCAAGUGGUGGAGCAUGUUGGGACUUGCUAUCCAAAGUCUAAUAUAUAUGCGGUUGGCUGGUCUCUUGGGGCAAAUAUUCUUGUACGAUACUUGGGUCAGGAAGCUCAUUAUUGCCCUCUCUCUGGAGCAGUAUCCUUAUGUAAUCCUUUUAACUUGGUGAUGGCAGAUGAGGAUUUUCAUAAGGGGUUCAAUGUCAUAUAUGAUAAAGCCCUUGCAAAAGCACUUUGUAAAAUUUUAAAAAAGCAUGCUCUUCUAUUUGAAGAGAUUGGUGGGGAGUACACCAUCCCUUUGGCAGCUAAAGCAAAAUCUGUCCGGGAAUUUGAUGAAGGGUUAACACGUGUCUCCUUUGGUUAUAAGUCGGUAGAUGAUUACUAUUUUGAUGCUAGCAGUUCACGCUCUAUAGCACAUGUACACACAUCGUUGUUGUGCAUUCAGGCUGCAAAUGAUCCUAUUGCACCUUCUAAGGGCAUUCCUCGUCAAGAAAUCGAGGAAAAUCCUAACUGUUUAUUGAUAGUCACUCCAAAAGGGGGCCAUCUUGGCUGGGUUGCAGGAGAUGAAGCUCCAUUUGGAGCUCCGUGGACUGAUCCUGUGGUGAUGGAGUUUCUAGAGCAUCUUCAAAAGAGUAAAUCUGAGGGUUCCAUUCACAGCGGAAUGGAUGAGGUGCAGGAUACUGAAGCUUUGCACAGUGUUGGAGUUUAGGAAGCAGAAAGAUUUUUAUUCUUUUGAAAAUUUGAACCCUAAAAUGGACUGGGCAGUUUCUAUUGAUUAUUUAUUGUUUGUGGCAUGAGACAGAUGGUUGUUCAGCAGAAUGUAUGUAUAAAUGAUGCAUUUACGAGGAUCAAAUGAUUAUAAUUCUUCCAUGCAGAGUAGGAUUCA
Molecule: messenger RNA, 1523 nt
Organism: Amborella trichopoda
Lineage: Eukaryota; Viridiplantae; Streptophyta; Magnoliopsida; Amborellales; Amborellaceae
Product: esterase/lipase/thioesterase family protein
Biological process (GO): lipid metabolic process
Molecular function (GO): short-chain carboxylesterase activity; monoacylglycerol lipase activity
Source: RefSeq, a predicted model, not a curated record